Molecule: messenger RNA, 1167 nt
Organism: Cercospora beticola
Lineage: Eukaryota; Fungi; Ascomycota; Dothideomycetes; Mycosphaerellales; Mycosphaerellaceae
Gene: YOP1
Product: ER membrane protein DP1/Yop1
Source: RefSeq, a predicted model, not a curated record
CUGUCAUAUACGUGAAAACGACCGUUUGGCGGACAGCGGGCGGGCGGCGGUGGGUGUGCUAUCGAUCUCGCUGUCGACGGCGCGCAGGCAAUUACAUCGGAUCGAUCUGUACGCCAGUGCUUGUCGAUGCGGGCAAGAACGAUCGGGAGUAUUUAGCAGUGACGUGACGUGCGACACGGCGAACCCUCCAAUCCUGGGCCAACUUUCCAUUUGACCUCUACCACUCAACCGUCUGAUUCAGAACCGUCUGCACCUUUUCCUCUUCCACAACCCGUUGGCCGCCUUCUUGCCCAUUUAAUUUCACCACGCAAACAAUAACAUCAACACCGCCGCCAAAACAACAACAUCAACAUGUCUUCAUCCGGUUCCGUCCAGGAACGGGCUCAGUACCACCUGUCUCAGCUCGAUAAGGAGCUCAGCAAAUACCCCGCCCUCAACAACUUCGAGCAGCAGACCAGCGUCCCAAAGGUCUAUGUCAUCCUCGGACUUGGUGCACUCUACUUCUUCCUCGUCUUCUUUAACAUUGCCGGCGAGUUCUUGGUCAACACUGCUGGUUUCGCCAUUCCAGCAUACUACUCUCUUCAAGCCCUCUUCACCAGCGGCAAGGCCGAUGACAGCCAAUGGCUUACCUACUGGGUGGUGUACGCCUUCUUGACUGUGCUUGAGUCGGCCAUCAACGCUGUCUACUGGUUCCCCUUCUACUACACCUUCAAGUUCAUCCUCGUCCUCUGGAUGUCCCUUCCACAGACUGGUGGCGCCCAAGUCGUCUUCCGGUCGCUCCUCCAGCCACUUUUCGCCCGCUUCUUCAACGAGGACCCAUCCGCCAAUCUCAAGGCCAAGGUAAACGCAACCAAGGCGCAGUAGAUGCCUAUGAGUGACUGAAGAGCAAGGAGAGAUCAUCGUCUUUUCUGAAAAGCGCGAAGAGGAAGUUACGGCUGAGUAGCACGGGAAGGAAUUCGGAGUGACGGUAGGCAAUACUUUGCAACAGCUUAGGAUAGUUGCGGGACGCUUGGAUUAGUCCGAUUCGAGAGAGAGGCGGAGAUACUGGAGAGGAGCAUGAGCAUGAGCACAUCGAGAUGCGAAUAUGGAUAAGCUGAAUAUGACAUUGGCUGAUAGCCUAAGCGAUAGAUUUGUUAUGGGAGCUGGGUGGUGCAAUGCUUCAACUUA